AUUCAUCUCUCUUAUUUACAAAAUACAUCUAUAGAUAAAGGUAUUUAGCAGGGUAUAUGAUUUUGAUUUUUUUCGCCAGUCCAAUCCAACCACUCUUUUUCUCUAUAAGUUGUUCAACUGCCACGCGCAUUUUUUUUCGCACGCAAUUAAACCUAACUAGCCAAGCUUUUUGCAUGAUAUCUGCAAUUCAGAUUUGGUAACAUUAAUUAAAUCAGUGGACGCUGGACCUGCAAAAUCGACUGUGUACCUCGGCUAACUGAUAAGUUUGUCCACUUGUGUUUACAACUUCGUUACAUAAAGACGUAUUUAUAACUUUGUUAUCAAUUGUGAAGUACUUUUUGCAUAGUGGAAAAUGGUUUUCAUACUAUUUGUGAUUGUUUCUGCGCUAAUAGUAUUAUUACUGCUUACGAACAAAAAAAAAUACAAGAAUCUGCCACCUGGUCCAUAUCCAUGGCCGAUUAUCGGAAAUGUGAUCGAAAUGGCUAUGAUCGACAUAAAAUAUCCGCAUAAAGCGUUAGAAAAACUGUCUCGGAAGUACGGAGAAAUCAUGAAAAUCCAGUUUGGGGCACAUUUUAUGAUCGUCAUAUCUUCGUAUGAGGUUAUGAAGGAAAUGCUAACCAAACCGGAAGCAAAUAUCGGCCGUUUUGUAUUUCCCUUUGUGCCGGAUCGAGCCUAUGGCAAUCCUAACCGCGGCAUUAUCUUCAAUAGUGGCGAAUCAUGGCAAGAACUGAAAAGAUACACGAUUCGAACGCUGAGAGAUUUUGGCUUUGGGAAAAAGAAUUCGAUGAAUGGCGUCAUGCAAGAGGAAGUUGACGAGCUAAUGUCCACAAUUAAGGGUGGUGUGCUUGAUGGCCUGGGCGAGUGGGAGGUUGACCCUCACCUGCUCGCCUCAUCCGCCAUCAACGUCCUUUGGAGCUUGGUGGCAGGGUACAGAUUUUCCCUCGAGGACAAAAACCUCCAGGAGGCUGUCAGGUUAAAUGACGACAUUCUGUUUGCAUGUGGUCUUUCAAACCGAUACACGGCUUUUCCAUGGGUGAAGACACUUUUCCCGAAAUUGAGCAAACAUGAGGAACACUUGAAGUGUUAUGCAGAGAUGCAAAAGUUUUUGAGGCGGAUUAUCAAAGAUAUUCAAGAAAAACGGAGUGCACGAAGCAAUCAAGACGCCGAGAGUUAUAUUGAGGCAUUUUUAGAUGAGAUUGAGAAACGUAAAGGCACCGGAGAUACCAAUUUUACAGACGAUCAGUUAAUCGUGGUCUUAGCCGACUUGUUUCUCGCCGGAUCAGAAACUACGAGCACAUCCGUAAACUGGAUGUUGUAUCACCUCGCGAUGAAUGGUCACGUACAGGAAAAAGUUUAUGACGAAAUCUGCAGAGUUAUUGGAUCUGAUGUUACACCAACGCUGGAUAACGAAAAGAGUUUGGUCUACAUGAAAGCCACACUUUAUGAAAUGUUUCGCAUGUCAGACAUCGUACCCACGCCACCACCGAGGAUUUUAACAGAUAGCAUUACCGUGAGAGGAUACACGCUUCCAAAGGGCGCGGGAGUCAUGUACAACAUGGACCCGGUCUUAACCGACAAAGUACAUUGGGGCGACCCAGAUGUAUUUCGUCCAGAACGGUUUCUAUCCACAAAUGAUGACGGCACAAUGCAACUCGUUAAUACUGAAAGAGUGGCUUCCUUUGGAUUUGGAAAGAGAUUAUGUCUGGGCGAAACGUUGGCGUGGAAUACAGUAUUUCUUUACGUGACAAAUAUCUUUCAAACCUUCAAACUUUCUACAAUUCCGGGUAAAAUGCCACCGAUGGAGCCAAUAAAUUCUGCCACUCUAUCCCCGGAUAGAUAUUCCCUCCACUUUGAGUUACGGAAAUAAUUUUGAGUAUUGACAAAAAUUAUUCACGCGUGUAUUAUAAAUAUGUAAAUAAUUUUUAUUUAAAAUGUAAUUAGAACAGAAAAGCUUAGAUUUUUUUUGAAUACUUUUUUAAAUUUACUUAUGAUUUAUUAAAUAAAGUAAUAACCUAUAUUUAUGUGAAUUGUAUUCACUUUUGAUAGAACUGGGAGGAUGUGCUUUACACACACCUGUCCUAAGGUUUAGAUAUUGUUUUUUUAUCUUUUGCUAUAAAUACAUAGAGAUAUGCACAAUAAUUAAUUACUAUAAAUGUUUAGUUGAGGCAAAUAUGUAUUAUUAUGUACACUGAAUUAAAUCAUUCACGACUAUCUCUGCUUUGUUGAUUUAAUAUA
This is a messenger RNA of Folsomia candida, 2235 nucleotides long. Its product is annotated as cytochrome P450 2J6. The transcript has 8 exons. The coding region runs from base 353 to 1867 and encodes 504 amino acids. Lineage: Eukaryota; Metazoa; Arthropoda; Collembola; Entomobryomorpha; Isotomidae. The record is from RefSeq and is a predicted model, not a curated record. Gene Ontology annotation, cellular component: intracellular membrane-bounded organelle; cytoplasm. Gene Ontology annotation, biological process: xenobiotic metabolic process. Gene Ontology annotation, molecular function: oxidoreductase activity, acting on paired donors, with incorporation or reduction of molecular oxygen, reduced flavin or flavoprotein as one donor, and incorporation of one atom of oxygen; iron ion binding; heme binding.